GAAUCCCUUCUUGAAGAAAACCCAGAGAAAGCUUUUUAUGGCUCAGAUGAUGAGGAUGAUGGUGCCAAAGAGGAAAAGUUAGACUCUUUUGUUAAGCGCAAACCUUACAUUAUGGACCCUGACCAUCGGCUGCUUCUUCGCAACACUAAACCCCUUCUGCAGAGUCGUAACGCAGCUGUGGUUAUGGCUGUGGCACAGCUCUAUUUCCAUCUUGCUCCAAAAGCAGAAGUUGGGGUGAUAGCAAAGGCCUUGGUGCGAUUACUACGCAGUCACAGUGAGGUGCAGUAUGUGGUACUCCAAAACGUGGCUACAAUGUCCAUCAAAAGAAGGGGAAUGUUUGAGCCGUAUUUAAAGAGUUUCUAUAUCCGGUCUACAGACCCAACCCAGAUCAAGAUUCUAAAGCUGGAAGUUCUUACUAACCUGGCUAGCGAGACCAACAUUUCCACCAUAUUGAGAGAAUUUCAGACUUACAUCCGCAGCAUGGACAAGGAUUUUGUAGCUGCCACCAUACAAGCCAUCGGUCGUUGUGCCACCAACAUUGGGAAGGUCCGUGAUACCUGCCUUAAUGGGCUUGUGCAGUUGCUGUCCAACCGUGAUGAGCUGGUAGUGGCUGAAUCAGUGGUCGUCAUCAAGAAGUUGCUCCAGAUGCAGCCGGCACAACACAGUGAGAUUAUUAAACAUAUGGCCAAGUUGAUUGACAAUAUACAGGUGCCCAUGGCUCGCGCUAGUAUUCUAUGGCUGAUUGGUGAGUAUUGUGAGCAUGUGCCUCGAAUUGCUCCUGAUGUUUUGAGGAAGAUGGCAAAAUCAUUCAUUGGCGAGGAGGACAUUGUUAAACUCCAGAUUAUUAACCUUGCGGCAAAGUUGUUUCUGACCAACUCCAAACAGACAAAGCUACUGACUCAAUAUGUUCUGAACUUGGCCAAGUAUGACCAGAAUUAUGAUAUCCGAGAUCGCACACGAUUUAUCCGCCAGCUUAUUGUUCCUGUGGAAAAGAGUGGUGCUCUAAGCAAGCAUGCCAAGAAACUUUUCCUGGCACAGAAACCUGCACCCAUUCUAGAGUCCUCAUUUAAAG
Messenger RNA from Bombina bombina (fire-bellied toad), 1072 nucleotides. RefSeq names its product AP-3 complex subunit beta-2. The record is from RefSeq and is a predicted model, not a curated record. Lineage: Eukaryota; Metazoa; Chordata; Amphibia; Anura; Bombinatoridae. Gene Ontology annotation, cellular component: membrane coat. Gene Ontology annotation, biological process: intracellular protein transport; vesicle-mediated transport; anterograde synaptic vesicle transport.